AUGUCGAAGCCAGAGAGCUUCCUGCAGCCAUUGCCCAAUCUGAACGUGGUCACGAAUGUGGAGAAGCUGGAUGCAGGAUUGCGGGGCCUGGACCACUACAGGACGAAGCUCCCAUUAUGGCGCUACAUACCUCGUCAACGACUCAUUCCUUUAGUACGCUGGGAGACACCGCAUUUAGCAGUCAUCCAGAGAAGCGUUCGAUCUCCAGCUCUUGACACGUACUUUUCAAUAACGGCGAACCUUGGAACUCAUACUUUCUUCAUGGUGUUCUUACCGAUACUCUUCUGGUGCGGCUACACAAGUCUGGGAAGAGGCAUGGUACACGUGCUUGCUUCAGGAGUCUUCUUUAGUGGCUUCCUCAAGGACAUGUGGUGUCUGCCGCGCCCGCUUUCGCCUCCUCUGAACCGGAUUACCAUGUCACGUUCCGCGGCUCUAGAAUACGGCUUUCCCUCGACUCACUCAACUAACGCAAUGUCUGUAGCAGUUUAUGCGCUCUUCAUGUUGCACGCCCCCGACUCAAGUGUACCUUCUGCUGUUACGAUUGGAUUGGAGGCCGCCUCUUGCUGCUAUGCUGUCUCUAUAGUAUUUGGACGACUCUACUGUGGCAUGCACGGAUUCUUCGAUGUACUCGUCGGCAGUGCACUAGGUGCUUCACUUUCCAUUGUUCAAUGUCUAUAUGGUGACAGCUUUGAUCAUUUUAUACAUACCGGGUCUUUCAAGGCGCCCACAGUAGUCAUUCUAAUCAUUCUGGUCCUCGUACGCAUCCAUCCAGAGCCGGCUGAUGACUGCCCAUGUUUCGAUGAUAGCGUCGCAUUUGCUGGAGUUAUGAUCGGCGUUGAAUUGGGCAAUUGGCAUUUCGGUCGGAGCGGCCGUGCUUGGAACGAGCCCGUUCUUGCAACCGUGCCAUUCGAUCUCGAAGCUCUCGGCUGGCCCAGAACGAUCGCGCGCAUCGUCAUUGGUGUUCUAAUGGUCUUCGCGUGGAGAGAAGUCAUGAAGCCAGCUCUACUGAAGUCACUUCCGCCAAUUUUCCGGGUUGUAGAGAUGCUUGGGUUGAGCCUACCAAGGAGGUUCUUUGUACAGGCUUCAGAAUACCAACAGGUCCCAAAUCAGAAAGAUGACAAUGUUAUACCAGCGGUCUCUGAAAUUCCUUCACUGCUCACUUCUUUUCGUCAUCCUCGCAGGAGUCGCUCAGUAUCAGUGGGACCCCAAUCUGAAGCCGACGCCUACGAGACCCUAGCCUACCGCGACAAACGUCGCAGACAGAGCAAGUCAGAAAUGACCAUGGCAACGCCAAGGAUCGACGAGAAAAGCAGCUCGGAAGAAAACGGGCCUGGCUACUUUAGCAUCUCGACAUCACACAGGGUUUCGAGCAGACACCCAACAGCUGGCUUGCCAACACCAGCAACGUCCAAUCUGGACCUCUACAAGUCAAUGACUGAACCUGAGCAAGUUUUGUAUACGCCCUUGACCCCUGGGACUGCGUCAGGAGCUAGUAGUCGCCGGCCAAGCUCAGAAAGAAGACAAGAUGAGAGAGAAGAGCGUGAGAUGUUCUCAAAGCUUGAAAAGCCUAGAGUACGAUACGAUGUGGAGGUUAUCACCAAGCUUAUUGUCUACACUGGUAUUGCCUGGAUCGCUGUCGAAGGCGCUCCCAUUCUGUUUGAGACAAUCGGCCUCGGGCUUGUAUCUGGUCAGUUGCACGGUCCAGCUUUUGAGGGCCCAAUAUCACAAGCCGAGCCUCAGAAGCUCCGGAAUCCAGUAUCAAAGCUGGGCAAUUACCUUGUCCAUCCUCAACAGGGUCGAAGGCUAACCCUCUUGGCCGAGACUGGAUCGCUGAGGCGAAAUGUCUGGUUCUCUAUAUGCUUGGCAGAACAAGUCCUGCUGUCUAUCGGUACCGCAGCAGCACUGGGGUCUUCAUGGAUCAACGGCUGGAUCCGAAGCAUGCAAGGUAUUGAUUUCGAACGACUCGGCAGUCAUCGAAGUAGGAAUCCAACUGACAAUAGUUCAACAUCACGUAUCGCUCUCAUUGUUCCGAAAACACGCGUUCAGAAGAUCAAAGACGCCCUAGAAGCGCAUGGAAUUUUGGAUAAGACCGUCAAGAUCAGACCAGCUAGACUUGAGGAACAAAAAGCCUACUUCGAGGGGACUUCGAUCGAGCCUCCACUUGAUGUCUUUUUCAUUUCUACUAAGCUUUCCGUGGGCAUAGAGCGAGUCAACUCGGAUACUUUACCUGUAAAAUUGGACCUACUCCAGUCACUUGGGCUGGUGGAGAGUGAAGCAGACAUUGGCAUAAUUGACUUCAAGCAGAGUCAUGACAUUCGUGGCUUCCUCGAGUCUGGGAGAGUCUGUGAAGAUGGCUCGAGUUCUUAUCAACCAUCUGCGAGCGAAACAUCUUCCAUCAACCCUUUGGCUCGGACAAUAGACUACUGGCUUCAUCAGCUGCCUCGUGAGGAAGCCGAGCGGUCUUUCACCAGAGAUGCUGUACCGUCUUACAGCUGGACCUACAUGAUCUAUCCGCCUCUUCUCCUUCUCCCACCUACUGCUCUAUCGAACCUAUCGUCCAUCUUUGCCUCGAAAGGUCAAAGUAUUCCCAAAGAUUUUUCUUCUCUUUGGUGUCUUCUAUCCAGAGACUUCAAAACAUCGCAUAUCGCUUUAAAUGCUCCGAUACUUGCAAGUGUUUCAAAAGAAGCUUCGGCCCAAGGCGGAGGACACCCAGAGACGAAUAUUCUCCGCUCUCCCACAGGCCUAGCACCUUUAUACGGAGAAUUUGGGCCAGCUUUAUCGAUGAGUCAUGUCCCUACUAUCGCAGACUUCUCUUCGGCAUUCUGGUGCACAGCUCAACAGAACGGUAUCUUCCAGACUUGGGCUCCGCGUUAUACGAUGUUCUCUCGUGGCAACAUCUCGGAAAAAACACGCAUCCUAAGCCUCAAAACACUGACGGAAAAGCAAUUGGGAAGUCGGCCAGAGGAGACAAGUGCUGUGGAUCUCUAUGCAGGCAUUGGAUACUUCGCUUUUAGCUAUGCUAAGGCCGGGGUUGGCAAAGUGCUGUGCUGGGAGAUCAAUCCAUGGAGUGUUGAGGGGCUAAUGAGGGGAGCGCAGAGGAAUAGGUGGGCCGUUGAAGUCAUCACAGAUGGUCAAGCAUUUAACAAGACUAUCAACCAAGGAGAACGCUUAAUCGUCUUUCAAGAAAGCAAUGAGCACGCAGCGAGGAGAAUAGCUGCCAUGAAAGACAGCAUCCCUCCCGUCCGACAUGUCAAUUGCGGCCUCUUACCCUCUUCGAAAGACAGCUGGGAGGUAGCAGUGCAAGUGCUCGAUCCUACAGGAGGAUGGAUUCAUGCGCACGAGAAUAUCGCGAAAAAAGACAUAGAGGGCAGAACGGAAGAAGUUGUCUGCAUUUUCAAUCGACUAGUCAGGGACCACUGUGUGCAUGAGCCUGAAGAAAAGUGGAGCGUUCAAUGCGAACACGUCGAGCAAGUCAAGAGCUACGCUCCUGGUGUAAUGCACUACGUUCUGGAUAUAUCCAUCUCGCCUCCAGGAUGA
Letharia lupina is the source of this 3537-nucleotide messenger RNA. RefSeq lists its product as uncharacterized. Gene Ontology annotation, cellular component: endoplasmic reticulum membrane. Bases 1 to 3537 code for a protein of 1178 amino acids. The transcript is spliced from 7 exons. The record is from RefSeq and is a predicted model, not a curated record. NCBI's taxonomy places the organism in Eukaryota, Fungi, Ascomycota, Lecanoromycetes, Lecanorales, Parmeliaceae. Gene Ontology annotation, molecular function: sphingosine-1-phosphate phosphatase activity.